ACCAGGACCAGUUCGCCGCAGUGAGCAGCAGCUGCGUGGGAGUCCAGAGACUCCUGCGUGGAUCCCUGCAGGAUCUCCGUGGAUUUCUCUGCAGGAUUUCUGCAGGACGGUCCGGUGUCCGGAUUGGUGCGGAGCAGAGACUGAUCCCUGCAGAACUGCGUGGAUCUUUGCAGGAUCUCUGCAGGACCGGGUCCUGCGUGUCCUGCAGGAACUCUGCGUGGAUCUCUCUCUGCAGGAUCUCCCCCCGGACGGUCCGGGACCGGGACCGGGUCCGGGUCCGGAUGGCCGGCGGCCGCCGCGGGGUCGCUGCUCCGGGCUGGUUCGAGCGGGAGGAGUUCAUCGGUCAGAUCAGCGACCUGCGAGUGCAGAACCUGCAAGUGGAACGAGAAGCCGUUCAGAAGAGAACGUUCACCCGAUGGAUGAACCUGCACCUGGAGAAGUGCGAGCCGCCCCUGCAGGUCCAGGAUCUGUUCCAGGACAUCCAGGACGGCCACGCCCUCAUGGCCCUGCUGGAGGAGCUGUCCGGCUGCAGCCUGCUGCACGGCUUCAGGAAGUCGACUCACCGCAUCUUCAGACUCAACAACAUCGCUAAGGUCCUGAGCUUCCUGGAGGAGAGGAACGUGAAGCUCGUUAGCAUCGAUGCUGCUGACGUUGCAGAUGGAAACUCUUCCAUCAUCCUGGGACUGAUCUGGAACAUCAUCCUCUUCUUCCAGAUCAAGGAGCUGACGGGAAACAUCCGGAGCCAGUUCCCGUCCUCCUGCAGCUUGUCCUGCAUCCCCACCGGCCCCGAGCCGGACCCGUCCGGCACCACAGCGCCCCCGCAGGCCCGGAAGAAUCCCAACGCCGCCAUGAGGGAGAACAGCAAGGCCAUCAGGAAACUGCUGCACUGGGUCCAGACCAGGACACGGAAGUUCGGCGUGGCGGUGCAGAACUUCUCCAGCAGCUGGACCAGCGGCCUGGCCUUCCUGGCUCUCAUCAAGUCCAUCGACUCCAGCCUGGUGGACAUGAGGAAGUCGCUGCUGAGGAGCUCCAGGGAGAACAUGGAGGACGCCUUCAGGAUCGCUCACUUCAGCCUGGGGAUCCCGCGCCUGCUGGAGCCCGAAGAUGUGGCCAUCAACGCCCCGGAUGAGCAGAGUAUCAUCAUGUACGUCUCACAGUUCCUGGAACACUUUCCCGGCAUCGAGGAGCCGGAGGAACCCCGCCAGCCGAUGGAACGCAGCGUCUCGAUGGGCCGGCUCAACCUCCGGGAGGUCGACCCGGACCCCCUGAGGAACGGCGCUCUGCGCGGCACGGUGAGGCAGCGCUCGUGCAUGUUCCAGAGGGACCAACCGCCUCCCAAAGUCUGGAUCUCCUCGGUGUCGGUGGACCGCAGCGUCGCGUCGCCGCGCUUCAGGCCGGCGGCGGUUCGCUCCUGGUCCACCGAGGAGUUCCUGUCGGACUCCGCCCUCGUGGAAGACGUCCCCAGCGUCGAGGUCGGACAGCAGCCGGACGCUCAGCUGCUCUCGUCUGCUCCCGAGUCGGCGAUUGGCGACUCUGCCAUCAACUCCCCAGACUCGUGGGCGGACGGCGAGCUGAUGGCGGAGGUUGAGGAUGACGGUUCUCCCUGGGAGCUGUACCGGGCCACGCCCGUGGACGUGACGCCCAUGGAUGAAGGUUUCCUCUCCUCCCUGGAGGACAGAGCUCUCGAUGACCGGUCCACACCUGGGUCGUACAUCGAUGAAGAGAUGGACAACGUCCUGGGGACAAACCUCCCCUCAGACCCAACAGAGACUGAUGCUACGAAAGAGAGAGAUCGGACAGAUGUGAGGCUGAUCCAGAAAGAGGAUGAGCCCAGAGAUCAGGUUUCGUUUACUAGCGUUGGCCCUGAAGAUCCCCUCACGACUGACCGUCUGGACCAAUCCAUCACGUCCGUCACACAAACACCCCCCCAUCAGGAAAGUUUUGUGGGAGAAGAUGGAGAUAGGAAGGACCGUGAUGGUCCAACCGAUGUCCAACCUGAGAAUCUGCAGCAGAGAACUCACUUUGAGGAACAUGAACAUCAGGAAGCAGGAUCUCCCCCAGAGGAUGAACGAUACAACCGCAGAAAUGAGGCGGAAACCUUAGAGGAAAGGAAUGACGGUGGAGUAGAAACACAUCGUGAAGUCAUCGGCGACUUACCACUCGGUGAAGAAACCAGCAGCUCAGAAGCCGCCAAUCAGGAAGAAGCUUCCAGAAUAAGUCUGAACAUUCCACUGAUCUCCAUCUCCGGGGAGCCAGACAAGCCCGAUGACGAUGGAGCAUCUGACCCGGGACGACCAGGUCCUGACCAGGACAAAGGUGACCUAGGACAAAUCGAUCGUAACCAGAACAAAGGUGACCUAGGACAAUUCGAUCCUAACCAGGACAAAGGUGACCUAGGACAAUUCGAUCCAAACCAGGACAAAGGUGACCUAGGACAAUUCGAUCCUAACCAGGACAAAGGUGACCUAGGACGAUUCGAUUGUAAACAGGACAAAGGUGACCUAGGACAAUUCGAUCCUAACCAGGACAAAGACGGAGUUUCUGACCUAAAACGACCAGGUCCUGACCAGGACAAAGGGGACCUAGGACAAUUGGAUCCUGACCAGGACAAAGACGGAGUAUCUGACCUAGGAAAACCAAAUCCUGACCAGGACAAAGACGGAGUAUCUGACCUAAAACGACCAGGUCCUGACCAGGACAAAGACGGAGUAUCUGACCUAGGAAAACCAAAUCCUGACCAGGACAAAGACGGAGUAUCUGACCUAAAACGACCAGGUCCUGACCAGGACAAAGACGGAGUAUCUGACCUAAAACGACCAAGUCCUGACCAGGACAAAGACGGAGUAUCUGACCGAGGACGACCAGGUCCUGACCAGGACAAAGACGGAGUAUCUGACCGAGGACGACCAGAUCUUGACCAGGACAAAGAUGACCUAGGACAAUUCGAUCCUAACCAGGACAAAGACGGAGUACCUGACCUAGGAGGUCCAGGUCCUGACCAGAAGGGAGGUGCUGGUCAGCGAAAGGUGUCUGGUUGUGAAAGAACCAACACAAAAGUCAGCAGUCCUGACAGUUCAGAUGGACCCAAGCAAGCCAGCAAUAAAGAUGACCACGGAGUCCCCGUGGAGAGUCCGUCCAGUCCCAUAUCUGAAAACAUUAAACCGACGUCUCACCAGCCAGUGAUCCUCACAGAACAUUCAAAUGAACAUUCGGAUGAUCUACACGAAUGUGACAGCAGCAGUAGGACACGGUCUGGAGAUGGAGAGGAAUCAAGCAAAACCGAACAAGACAGUCGUUCUACACCUGAUUAUCUUCAGACCGGACAGGACGUGAAAAGAACCGGCGACCCCCCCUUGACAAACACAGCGACCGACAACAGUCCAGACGGUCAAAGGGGUCCAGUCGAUGGACACCUUGACACAGAGAUGGGAAACGCCCACCAAAACACAUCGGAUCCGGUCCAAAUCCAACACGACACGACGGGUCCAGAAGCCUCGCAGCCCAAUCACCAGAUAGGAAUGUUGUGUUCUGAACCAAGUCGAUCCAGAUCCAUUGACCUGUUUUACGCAGACUCGGGUCGAGGUUCUCCCACGGAGGACGUGGUGGCCGACCUGGAACCCAUGGACUUAUUCUACCCCGACAAGGAGGAGCCCGUCUUCACGGAGCCUCCCGACGCCGACACGCAGAGGUGGCCGUCGGUUCUGAGCGUCUCUGCUCUGGAGCCAGCGCCCGUCUACGAACACAGCGCCGAAGUCCAGGAUCUGGACCAGCGAGAGGUCGAUGUGACGACCGCUGCAGGUCUGGUGGAGGAACUGGACCGGGUGAUCGUCGGUCCGACCAAUCAGGAGCCUGGAGACGCCCCUGCAUCCGAGGAGCAGUGUGUGAUGUGCGGGGUUCCCAUCGGGGAGACGGUUGGGGAAACAGUCAGGGGAGUCCAGGGGGCCGAGAGUCCGGCAGACGCCGGAGAGGUCCGGGACUCCAUCAGCCACACAGGAAGUUCCAGCCGACCCGGUGAGACGGAGAUCGCUCCGGUUCUCCGGCACAGGAAGAGGAAGUUCACCGAACAGCCCACGGACGGAGACAGAACCGCAUCCCGAUCCGCCAGGCAGGAAGACUCUGAGCUCUGGUUCUGGCUGCUGCUGCUUCUCUGGUUGCUGCUCUACUCCGUGUGGCUGCUGCCACAGACGGACCUGAAGAUCCUGAAGAUCCUGCCGGACCUGCUGCUGAACCGGGACUGAAAACACACACACACACACACACACACACAUACACACACACACACACACCUGCUGCUGAACCCGGACCGCUGAAUACACACACACAUACAUAUACACACACAUACACAGAUAUAUACACACACAGACACACACACACACACACACACACACACACACACACACACACACACACACACACACACACACACACACACACACACACACACACACACAGACCAA
This is a messenger RNA of Cololabis saira (Pacific saury), 4457 nucleotides long. RefSeq names its product calmin a (gene clmna). The record is from RefSeq and is a predicted model, not a curated record. Gene Ontology annotation, cellular component: nuclear outer membrane; cytoplasm; meiotic nuclear membrane microtubule tethering complex. The transcript has 13 exons. Gene Ontology annotation, molecular function: actin filament binding. Gene Ontology annotation, biological process: nuclear migration. NCBI's taxonomy places the organism in Eukaryota, Metazoa, Chordata, Actinopteri, Beloniformes, Belonidae. Bases 282 to 4238 code for a protein of 1318 amino acids.